UCCUGUUAACCCUCCCAUGUAGCAGCUGUGAUUGGAUACAAAGCAUUAAAAAGCGCUCUACUGGAAUGCUCGCUAGAUUUAAAAUGCCGGCGCCUGAAUUCAAUAUUCCACACUCUAUGGCAGUGGUUCACAAGUUAUCAGAUCACAUUCAACACCCUCAAGUGACACCCUCAAGUGACUUUGGCUCUUUUAGACCUGCUGUCAACUUAUUCUCCUUGUGCAUAUGUUGGGAAUAAUGGUGGACCUGCAUAGAGAUAAAAUCUCUGUUUCUGCAGAACUGGUUGAUGAACCUGGAGAAAAUGGUGAUGACUGUAUUGAUGGAGUUGUUAGUGAGUCCUUGAUUAAUGGAUGUGACCAGAGUGAUCAGAACAAGCAAAACUUUAGGACUGGUGGUCUCAAAGACAAGUGUGCAGCGUAUGUUGUAGCUCUACGACCUUGGAGUUUUAGCACUUCAUUAACUCCUGUUGCACUGGGAAGUGCAUUGGCAUACAAAUCUGAAGGAAAAAUUGACAUUUUGAUACUGUUGGUAUGUGGUGUGGCUGUACUGGCAGUGCAUGGAGCGGGUAAUUUGGUGAACACUUUCUAUGACUUCUCCAAAGGCAUUGACCACAAAAAGAGUGAUGACAGGACACUGGUGGACAGGAUCUUGGAGCCACAGGAUGUGGUCAUGUUUGGAGCUGUCCUGUACUCUUUAGGAUGCAUCUGUGCCACUUGUUUGUUUUUUCUAUCAACACUCAAGUUAGAGCAUCUUGCUCUUAUUUUCUUUGGUGGACUUUCAAGUUCUUUCCUUUAUACAGGAGGAAUUGGUUUGAAGUAUGUCGCCUUGGGAGAUGUAGUCAUUCUGAUCACAUUUGGGCCACUGGCUGUCAUGUUUGCGUAUGCUGUUCAAGUAGGAUACCUUUCUGUACUGCCCCUAAUCUAUGCCAUUCCCCUGGCACUGAACACUGAAGCUAUCCUGCAUAGUAAUAACACCAGGGACAUGGACUCGGACAAGCAAGCGGGCAUUGUCACAUUAGCUAUUCUUAUUGGGCCUACACUGUCCUAUGUGCUCUUCAGUGUGUUACUUUUUCUCCCGUAUGUCUUAUUUUCCAUCUUGGCAACACGCUACGCUGUUAGUAUGGCUUUGCCCCUUCUUACCAUCCCUAUGGCAUUCCCACUGGAGAGGCAAUUUCGCAGCCGAAGCUACUCCAAAAUCCCACAAAAAACUGCCAAGCUCAACUUGCUGAUGGGUCUUUUUUACGUAUUUGGUAUCAUCCUGGCUCCAAAGGGCAGCCUGCCAAAACUAUAAAACACACAAAAGGUUUUAUUAACCAAACAGUUUAUAUUUAUUAAAAUGCUAAAGGUUCUUUUUUUUGAAUAA
Polypterus senegalus (gray bichir) is the source of this 1360-nucleotide messenger RNA. RefSeq names its product UbiA prenyltransferase domain containing 1 (gene ubiad1). NCBI's taxonomy places the organism in Eukaryota, Metazoa, Chordata, Cladistia, Polypteriformes, Polypteridae. Gene Ontology annotation, cellular component: Golgi membrane; endoplasmic reticulum. The record is from RefSeq and is a predicted model, not a curated record. The transcript has 3 exons. Gene Ontology annotation, biological process: vitamin K biosynthetic process; menaquinone biosynthetic process. Gene Ontology annotation, molecular function: prenyltransferase activity. The coding region runs from base 224 to 1288 and encodes 354 amino acids.